AUGUCGUUUGCAGAGCGACAAAAGCAUCUUCUACGGACAGGCGAAUUUUCUGACUUUAUCCUGACUGUCGAUGAAAGAGAUUUCAAGAUUCAUCGCAGUAUCGUCUGUCCACAGUCAACUGUGUUGCACCGUCUAUGUGCUGGCAAUUUCAAGGAAGGACUCGAAGGUCGCGGGACGCUCCCGGAAGCAAGUACCGAUAUUUUCGAGAAAGUCCUAGAGUUCGUCUACACUGGAGAAUAUGACCCUUCCACGACCGAAGACCAAAAUGUAGCCGGCGACGACACUUCAGCCGGCGAUGAGACUGCAGCCGGCGACGACGCUGCAGCCGGCGACGACACUGAUAGUGUUAGCAAUCAAGGAGCGCCAGAAAGUGACGAAGACGAGACAGCAUCCCUCCGCCAGCAGUCGAAGCAGCUCAUGGAACAUACUGAGGUUUAUCUACUAGCCAAGUACUUAGACAUCAGCGAGCUUAUGCGACAUGCGACAAGCAGGUUCAUAGGCGUUGCCAAGAAAAACUUCAGAGCCGACGCCUUUGUCGAACCGUUUUCUCGAGUUUUCAACCAUGGUGGUGACGGUGACAGUGGACUAAGAGCUCAAAUCCUUGAGCUCUGUCUGGAGAACUCUGAGCAUCUCCCGCCAGAUGGCGAGUUGACCUUGCUGCUCCUACAGCACGAACCCAUUGCCUGGAAGAUGUUAUCACGGCAGGCUCACGAACACGCAUGUCAAGUUGAAGAGCUCGCUAAAACGCAGCUAGCCCUUGAGGAGACUCUACAAACUUCGCAAGACACUAUUGAGACUCUGGGGCAGAGUGUCGAAGAAAUGACACUGGACAGAGACCGCAUACUUACAUUACUGGAGAAAUAUGACAGGUGUCGAAAUUGCGAAAAGGACUUUGGCUCAUAUGUGGACAAGCACGAGCGUGGGAUCAUGCGGUGUAAGGGUUGUCGAUGCCGGCAUUAUACCUAA
This is a messenger RNA of Cladophialophora immunda, 966 nucleotides long. RefSeq lists its product as uncharacterized. The coding region runs from base 1 to 966 and encodes 321 amino acids. Gene Ontology annotation, molecular function: protein binding. The transcript is spliced from 2 exons. Lineage: Eukaryota; Fungi; Ascomycota; Eurotiomycetes; Chaetothyriales; Herpotrichiellaceae. The record is from RefSeq and is a predicted model, not a curated record.